Messenger RNA from Effrenium voratum, 1827 nucleotides. The record is from the annotation of a GenBank genome assembly. NCBI's taxonomy places the organism in Eukaryota, Dinophyceae, Suessiales, Symbiodiniaceae.
ACGAUCAGCUCGAUCAGCCCAACCUUUCGAUCCUUGCGAUCCUUUCGGCCCUUGCCAUGUCCCUGGACUUCGCAGCGGUGGAAGCCGGCAGCUCUUCGGAUCAUGAGAUCGUGCGCCCCAGCGUGCCUCGUGUGAAGAAGGUCGCUGCCGGCAUUGCUGUCUUUGCCGCCGUCGCGGCCCUCACAGCCCUCGCGUCCGUGCAUUCUCCACGGAAGUGCACCAACUUGGGAGCGCUGCAAGGCAAGGUCGAGGUGGAUGUGAAUGAGGCAAUGCUGGCAAACAGCAAGGAGCUCACGGCUGUAAAGGACCAAUCCAAGGCAGACGAAAUCGUUCUGGGCGCCAUGAAGAAGGGUGGCAAGGAGGCAGAGGAGCAUUGGGAGAAGCAUCACAUCCGCAAGCUGGACACCUAUGGCACUGUCAAAGCAGUCCAGAACUACAAGCGACAAGAGGGCUUGGCCCUGGCGGGCACGGCCCAGUGCAGCUUCAAUGUCCUGGAGGCCUUUGUGAGCGCUGUUGGUAUGGGUGACGACAUCAACGCCAUCAUCCGAACCUGCCCGUCACCACGCGACGGCGAGUCUGAGCUUGCUUGCCAGGUGAACGGUGGUAUCCUGGGAGCAUGGGUGGGAAACCUUGCCACCAAGCUCUCCCUGGCCGCCUCUUACUGCGCCUCCAGCAUCAAUGUGGAUGCCAUUUGCUCGGCGGGUGUGAACGGCUUGGUGUCAGUUAUGGGCGAGCUGGCGGCAACUGCAUCCCUGGCGGCUGCGACGUGCACAGGCACUCCCCCACAGCUGACGACCACUCAGAUCAGCGUGCUGGGCGACCAGACUGUGCGGGGCCGACGACUGCUCAUCGGCGAAGGUCCUGUGGGCAACGGCAUUCAGUGCGGGGUCGAUGUGGGCAUGGUGGCUGCCAACAUUGCCAACAUGGGUCUUGCAAUCAACUCUGCUGUGAACUCGGGCAAUUGCAACUGGCAGUCCCUGCACUCGCCCCUGAACAAGCUGAAGGGCAUCCCCGAAGCUCUGUGCACUGUGGACAUUGGCGGGGCUGUCGCCUACAUUGGUCAGGUGGUCACCUUCAUCAACCUGAUUGUCGUUCACUGCCAGGACUUGCUGGAUGUGAAUGCCCUGUGCGCCGGCUCGAUCGCUGGCAUCACCACCUCGGCAGCGGCGGUGGCCCCGUAUGGUGCCGCAGUGCAUGCGGCCUGCCGCUACAACGCGCUCACCAAGAACGGCGCAGCCCAGGCGAAGAUCAACAGCCUCUAUGACGUGCCGGACAGGCCCCGCCGUCUCGACGAGAUGCAGAAGCCCAUCGAGGAGGCCAUGGCCAACCUCAAGGAGAUCCGCAAGAAUCUGGAGGCCUAUGGGGUGAACCGCACCCAGACGGUGAACACCCAGGCGGACAUGGAGAAGCUCUUGCACCUCAUGGGACGCGAGAAGGAGACUCUGGAGGAAUGCUGAGAGCAGCUGCCUUUGACGCCGCUAUAAUUAGACAUUGCAUUGAAAAGGUCGGCGGACCCAGCAAAGCGCAAGGGACGCUGACCCGGGGGCUUCUGACCGUCUACGCAGGGCCGCAUACGGCGCCCUUUCCAGCUUUGCUAGCUUUCGUACGUUCCUGUAGUGUGUCCGUGUGGCUAGCAGAGCGGCCGCCCCUUCAAGUUUUGUACUUCUCUUGCUCUCUUCGAUUGAGUUUCCCACUCUUGCGAUUUCCCUACAAGAGGGGCCUGAAGCUGGCAAACCUGCCACACCUGGCCAGGGAAACACUUGCAGCGCGAUCAAGCCAGCUUUUUGUCUUCACAGUGAGGCCAGACUUGAAGCAACUCAUGAAGAU